UCCAGCAUGUUUGUUUUCUUUUCGUUUAGCUUGUAAAUUAGUGAAAUUUACUUGAAAUAUGGACUCCACUCAAAGUCUGUACGGAAAAUGCCGGUGCUGUCUAAAAGCAGGCGACCAUCGCGACGUCCUUAAAGAGUAUUACUGCGAUGGAAUCUUUGAAGUAUACUACGAUAUAUUUUUGGAGUGUUUCAAUGUUUCUCUCUCAACAUCGGGUGGAAGCAGUAACUUGAUAUGUGUAAAUUGCAUCCAGAGGUUGCGUGAUGCAAAUGACUUCCGCAAAAUGGUGGUUGAGGCGGAGAAGCAACUGCAGUCUGUGAAAGAUCCCGCGGAUGAGGUAAAACAAGAAGACUUAGAACUAGAGUUGGAGUCCGAUGAUGAUGAUGGUGAUAUUGAUGAUAAUGACUUCAUGGACUCGGAAAAUAAGGACUUUGGUCCUGACAAUGAUGAUACGUUGGCCCGUGACGAGGCUCGCCUGAUGGCGCGGUUUACAAACCUGCGCGCUCUGCCGUCCAGGAAAACGCUGCACGAAGUGUGCCCGGAAUACGUCAUGCAUCUUGACGUAUUGCGAGGAAAGGAAAUUUGCUCAACGGAUAUAGAAGCCCUACUCAACCAGGACGCCAAAUUAAAAAUGAAGGUGAAAUCCCGCCAAGACUCUGUCACUGAGAAAGUGGCUUAUAGUCACAACGCACAGCUGAUCUUGGAGUACUCCAAUGCUACCGCUUUUAAGGGUAAAAGCAGAGUUGGUCUGCCCUGUUACUUCUGCAAAAACAUUUUCGAGAACAUAGAAGAAUUAAGAACACACCAAAAAGAACACAAACUAACAGACGUUAUGAAAUCUUUGAAUACCCUUAACCCUUACAAUCUCGUCAUAAAUGUAGAUGUAACAGACCUAAUGUGUACAUUAUGUGAUAACAGCUUCAAUAAUUUAAAAGAAUUUAAAACUCAUCUAGAAGCGAAACAUGAUAAAAAGUUUUACACCAAAUUCGAAGACAGAGUAAUACCGUUCAAAGUACCUAUGGAUAAUAAUUAUAUAUGCCAAAUAUGCGAUCUAAAGUUUGAAUCUUUUGGAUCGAUAGAAACACAUAUGAACAGACAUUUUAGUAAUUAUAUUUGCGACGAGUGCGGAACGGGAUUCGUAACUGGCUUCAGAUUAAAAAUGCAUAUAAAAAGCAUGCAUGUAGAAGGCACUUACCAUUGCGAGACUUGCGAAAAGAUAUUUCCAUCGCAUAAGAAGCUUAAAAAUCAUGUAGUCAGUGUGCAUAAAAUGGUGAAAAGGUUUAAGUGUACAAAGUGUUCGGAGCGAUUUAAGGAUUACGUUAAACGCCGUCAACAUUUAGUUCAGGUACAUGGCCAAGCUAAAUUUGACUAUAAAUGUAGCGUCUGUGAGAAGUCGUAUACAAAAAGGUAUGUCUUAUACCAGCAUAUGAAGCGAGAUCAUUUGGAAGAGUUACAUUUUGAAUGUGAAGUGUGUUGUCACAAGUUCUUCGAUCGGCGAGAUUUAGAGUCUCAUAUGGUGAAGCAUAAUGUGGCAAGGAUAUUUGAGUGUAGUGUUUGUAAGAAGGCAUAUGCGAGGAGGAAGGCAUUGAGAGAGCAUAUGCGGAAACACAACAGGCUUGCUUGCGCGGUGUGCGGACAGGCUUUUGUGCAGAACUGCAGUCUGAAGUGGCAUAUGAAGACGCGUCAUCCUGAGUGUAAACUGAAAUAAAAGUCAUAUACAAAGAAAAAAUUACCAAGGCCUCGCAAGUGUCCAAAACUGGAUUCGAACCAGUGUCCUCCGUUAUCGCGACGGAUGCCUCAAACCACUCGGCCAUUCAGUCACGGUGGCAAGGGUCGAAAUUUUCAAGUAUAUGACACAAUUACCGAAGGCUAAGGCGCCCCCCGCCAUCUCUGAGAUAGAACCGAAACUAGUUCGAUCUCCUAACUAAAUCAACCCAUGUGAUUACGAGUUAGCGAAGAGAGAUGGCGCUGCCAUGCUAAUUCUUAGAACAAAUUAAAUUAUCCUCAUAGAAAAUAAUUUAAUUUGUGUUUAAUUUGUUGUUUGU
Leguminivora glycinivorella is the source of this 2042-nucleotide messenger RNA. RefSeq names its product PR domain zinc finger protein 5-like. Lineage: Eukaryota; Metazoa; Arthropoda; Insecta; Lepidoptera; Tortricidae. Gene Ontology annotation, biological process: regulation of transcription by RNA polymerase II. The transcript has 6 exons. The coding region runs from base 59 to 1705 and encodes 548 amino acids. Gene Ontology annotation, molecular function: RNA polymerase II transcription regulatory region sequence-specific DNA binding; DNA-binding transcription factor activity, RNA polymerase II-specific; zinc ion binding. The record is from RefSeq and is a predicted model, not a curated record. Gene Ontology annotation, cellular component: nucleus.